AUGGGAGACAUCAUCUCUGCAAAUGCUGCUCUCCUGUCUCUGGCCCAACUUCAGCAUGCACAGAUGCAGCCCAUGGCGAAUGCCAAUGCACAGAAGACAACCCUCCUGCAGAACAACUUACCCCAAGUCAACCUUGCUAGUCCUCUGAAGAACCCUCUAUUACCUGAGAAUUUCUACAAUAGUCUGGAGUCUGCAUUGAUGUCCUCAUUUAACUCUCAAGACAGACUACAGACAGGGAUGUCCUUCCCUUCUUUUGGAACUCCCGGUACAGUGGCAAACACUCUACACCCCAUUCCUGGCGUCAGCUCAAAAGCUUUGCCUCUGGCACAAGGACUAACUGACUCAGCAGCAACAACUGGCAAGCAAACGAAGAAGAGUAGCCCCAAAAGGAAACGUUCCACAACACCCUCAACAGCAAGUCGUAAAAAGCCCCGGCCUGAAGUGGCAGAAGAGUGGAUUGAUGACAGAAUUCCCCAGGAGGGAUCAAACGAUUCAGCAGGCCAGGGAAGCUCGUGUCAGUCAGAGAGGGUAACUGGUGGUGAGGGAGGCAGAACUGGCAGUCCGCUGGGGUCAUCGUCACCGAGUCUUUCCCCAACUCCCAACAGACGAGGGCCUCGUGUGAAACUGCCCACCAGGUCCAGCCCUGUGCAUGCAAUUCACAAAGACAAAGGCAGCUUUGAGGAGGAAUCAGAUCCCCACAUGCUGCAGCACUACAGAUCGUCAUCCAACCUUCCAACUGGACGGUCGUCACCGUGGGAUCGCAUCCCUCCACACCCCUCACUUCCCAUGCCAGACGACGAGGCUGAUUCCUAUUCACCUCUGCUGAAGCUGCACGAGAUAGAAGAGCAGCAGAAGAGACAAGCUCAAACCACCACGAUGCCUAAAGAGGACAAACCUAAGCUUGUGUUUGAGAUCACCAGUGAUGAUGGCUUCAAAACAACUGCAGACACAAUUGAUGGUAACUGCCCUGGACCAGUUGUGGAGAAGGUGCAGGAGGCCAGGAUCAAUGCUCGCAUGAAGCAACUGUCCUUUGCUGCAGUGAGGGGUUGUGUCAUGCUGGGGAGGAUCCACCAGUCAACCCCAAUGGGUGCUGCAGAGCAGAAGUCUUGUCUAGACGGUCAAAGUUUGACAUGUUCAGCUGGCUGGCCUCACAGCACAGACAGCUCCCUGUCCUGGACUACAAUGAGGAGGAGGAAGAGGUCCAGCACAAAUCCACCAGGAGACCAACCAGUAUGGACCUUCCCAUGGCCAUGAGAUUCCGCUACCUGCGGCAGACAUCAAGGGAGGCUGUGGGUGUAUACCGUUCACCUAUCCAUGGGCGGGGCCUCUUCUGUAAACGCAACAUCGACUCUGGGGAGAUGGUGAUCGAAUAUGCUGGCAUGGUCAUUCGCUCUGUCCUCACUGACAAAAGAGAGAACUACUACAACAGCAAGGGGAUUGGCUGCUACAUGUUUCGCAUUGAUGACUAUGAAGUUGUGGAUGCAACCAUGCAUGGGAAUGCUGCUCGCUUCAUCAACCAUUCUUGUGAUCCCAACUGUUACUCACGAGUCAUCCAAGUGGAAGGCAAGAAGCACAUUGUCAUCUUUGCCAUGAGGAAAAUAUACAAGGGGGAGGAACUGACCUAUGACUACAAGUUCCCCAUUGAGGACCAGAACUCCAAAAUAGAUUGUACCUGUGGAUCUAAGAGGUGCCGCAAGUACCUGAACUGAUAGUUGGGAAGUGAAGGCAAUCCAAUUCAGACGUUUGUGGGAUGGGCAGACCAGAAAGUAUUUUUGUUUUUUGGAUGGGCAGACCGGAAAGUAUUUUUAAUCCUGUACUUGUGCUUUCAUUUUGAAUCCCAUAUUUUUGAUGGCUUUGAUGUUUCCUAUCAACUGGAAGAUUAGCAGCACCUCCACUGUGCACAUUUUGUUUCCACUUCACAGAUGCCUGUAUUGUUUUUAUUUUUGGGCUGUCCAUUCCCAGCUUAGUUAUGGGUUUAUAUUUUCUCCCUUCAAUCUAUUAUUAGUAAAGCCCCAAAUAGAAGUUUGACCCGUGUGUCAACUGCUGCCACACAAGAAAGGAAACGUGCAAUGGAGUGUUGUCAGAAGAAGGGCUUUAGACCCUAUCCUUUGUUAUGUGUGAUGCCAACUUAUGUGUACAGUCAAUAAUAUGCUGCUUUUGGAGACUUUUAUCAUUAUGAAAACCAAACAAAGACAGAUAAUAUGGCAAAGUGAGCAAGAUGUACAUGUACCUGGUUGUGUGGACUGGGUUUCUAGGGCUAUGCAUUGAGAUUUGUAUGAGUAAGGUGCCUGAUGUGAUGGAGCUGUGUCAGAUUUUUCCUUGUACUAUAGGGGAACCAUUUUUAGAAAUUAUUCUUACAUGAGAGAAAUAUUCUUAGAAAAAAUAGCAGACAAGAAAUUCUAUUGUCCUUCUCUGUAGUGAUAUCUGUGUUUUACACUUUUGAAGACAUGCCUGGUCGUUCUUAUUUUAAAACCAUCCAUAGGCUGUAGCGUUGCUAAUGAGUGAACAUGCAGCUGGGAACAUAGGAAAUUGUUUACUGGUAGGACAAAAUUUCUGUUUUGUAUUACAUAUACCACUAGACCAUCCAUGCUACCAUUUUUUGUGUAGCAGAUAGCAGAUGCAAAUUUCAGAGACUACGUGACCAAAAAAAAGCAUGAGCACAUACAUAGUGUCUGAUAUAACACAUUCUUAUGUUAUUAUCUGGAAGCAUUUCCUUCUGCAGCACAGUGAUGGCUCAAUUAUUCACAGAGUAUCAGAGGUGACCACAAUCAGCCCAUGUUCACAAAGCAUUUACAGCAUUGUAGCAUAUUUAGCAUUGGCCGAUCAGUUACAAAGAAAAGGUCUCGACAACCUCUGCCUGUCCAACCAUAUAGUCAGUAUCUUUUGUGAUGUGUCCAGCUCAGGAAAGUAAACCCAUGCAAGGUCCCAUACUUUUGUACAAUGAAGAUAUUUUAUGGUUGGUACUUGGCAUGUUUUUUUUUUAAAUUUCAGUGUUGAAAAGAACUUUUGUACAACUUACAAACUGCUGUAUUUAUGAGGCUUAGCUAGCGUGUGAUUGUAUUGUAAGGGCAGACAAUAAUUACGGAGAAUAGAUAUCAUAUUAAAAUGUUUUUGAUUGAAUCCAAUAUCUCUUCCAAAGAUAUCUGUAGCAUAGUAUCCUGAUACUGUCCUGAAGGACUGGUGUACAUAAGAUUUUGUACAGAGAAUCCGGAGAUAUUGAAUUCUGUGUAGUUUCUUCUGUUGGACAGUUUAACUAGAUUUUAAUUGUUUCGAUAAUCCCCAAUUGAUUACAUGAAGAUAAUUUGAUCAAUGCUUUGUUUCUUUUGUAUACAAUUCACCAAUAAAGAUUUUAUAUUGUAGAAUU
Messenger RNA from Branchiostoma floridae (Florida lancelet), 3364 nucleotides. RefSeq names its product histone-lysine N-methyltransferase 2A-like. Gene Ontology annotation, molecular function: histone H3K4 methyltransferase activity; protein binding. Gene Ontology annotation, biological process: positive regulation of DNA-templated transcription. NCBI's taxonomy places the organism in Eukaryota, Metazoa, Chordata, Leptocardii, Amphioxiformes, Branchiostomatidae. The record is from RefSeq and is a predicted model, not a curated record. Gene Ontology annotation, cellular component: nucleus; histone methyltransferase complex.